AUGCCUACCUCCAUGUGGGAAAGAGUUUCCACCGUCGUGGGCCUGAGGCCCGUCGUUUUCAGCUUUGAGGGUGUCAAGCCGCACCUCGCCCCCAACACGGCAUCUGGCAAGUCCUACAUGAGAACCGUGCGGUAUGGCGACUUUUACGUUGUGGUCAACAAGAUCAGAACCAUAUUCGACUACACGGACAUUGAGCCUUUCAAGGCGUACGGGGUCGAGGGGUGGUGGCUGGACAACCUUUUGAAGACCGGCAAGCUAACCCGUGAAACCUAUUUGCACCUAGCUGCCCGUGCUACAGAUGGGUUCCAGAAACGUCUGGCGGAUUGCAGGGCAGCCGAACGCUGCUUGCAAGAAGAGUCUUUACGCGCUGAGGUUUCGGCGCAACAGCAUGCGCGGGUCUCAAUAAUUAGAAUAAAGAUUUGA
Messenger RNA from Symbiodinium sp. CCMP2456, 423 nucleotides. The record is from the annotation of a GenBank genome assembly. Lineage: Eukaryota; Dinophyceae; Suessiales; Symbiodiniaceae.